This is a messenger RNA of Crotalus tigris (Tiger rattlesnake), 4271 nucleotides long. Its product is annotated as probable hydrolase PNKD. Gene Ontology annotation, molecular function: hydroxyacylglutathione hydrolase activity. Gene Ontology annotation, cellular component: mitochondrion. Lineage: Eukaryota; Metazoa; Chordata; Lepidosauria; Squamata; Viperidae. The record is from RefSeq and is a predicted model, not a curated record. The coding region runs from base 68 to 1153 and encodes 361 amino acids. The transcript is spliced from 9 exons.
GAGAUGGGAGGGCUGCUUUGAAGGCGGCGGGGCGGGUUGGAGGCUCGUCGCGCUCCUUCCGCGGAGCAUGGCUUGGCUGGGUUGGUUGCUGUGGAUUUGGGCUCUGAUAACCGCUCUCGCCGUUUCGGGUCGCCGGGCCUUGAGUUACGCUUUUUACCGCUGCGGGAACAGGCAGCGUUUGCUCCAAAUGCUCAUGGCUGUGGCGGGUCACUUGCUGUUCCGCAUUGGGUAUAAUCUCUAUGCGAAAACCUGGCUGGGCUACCUGUUUUACAAGCGGCAGGUAAAGAAGGCACGCCAGCGUUAUCCCCAAGGACACUCAAUUUCCCAGCCUGUGGAGUUCAAUGGUUUGAAGAUCCUCCCUGUUCCUGUCCUGUCUGAUAAUUACAGCUAUCUUGUUGUUGACACUGACUCCAACAGUGCUGUAGUUGUGGACCCUUCUGAUCCUUUGGCUGUACAGAGAGUCAUUCAGGAAGAGGAAGUGACACUGGAAGCUAUCCUGUGUACUCACAAACAUUGGGAUCACAGUGGAGGCAACAAAGGCCUGCGGCGAUGGUAUGGCUCCUGCAGAGUCUAUGGAAGCAGCUUUGAUGACAUUCCUGAACUGACAGAUCCCCUCACGGACAAGGAGACUGUAGUGGUUGGGCGCCUGAACUUCACGGCUCUGCUCACUCCAGGUCACACGCUGGGGCACAUGGUCUAUGUCUUGGAUGGGGAACCGUUUGAAAGUCCUAGCUCUCUCUUCUCAGGAGACCUCCUCUUCCUCUCUGGCUGUGGUCGGAUCUUUGAAGGCACACCAGAAACAAUGCUGGCUUCAUUAGACAUAGCAGCUGACUUGGCUGAAGAUACCCUACUUUGGCCAGGGCAUGAGUAUGCAUUUGAAUGCCUAAUGUUUGCAAGCCUCCAGGAGGCAGAAAACCCCAUUCUAAAACAGAAGCUCCAGUGGGUGAGCCAACAGCGGCUUGAAAAGAGAAGCACAUGUCCUUCCACCAUUGGUGAAGAAAAGCAGUAUAAUCCUUUCUUACGGACUCACUGCCAGGAGAUUCAGGAAGCCAUGGGCCUCCAGCGCCAAAGGGAUGAGGACUGGAGCACCUUCCGGGCCCGGGUAUUGAAGGAAGUGCGACUACGAAAGGAUGUCUACAAAGCAAACCUUUAAGUCGAGAAUCUAGUUCAGAGUAGGGCCUGAAUUAGGCUUCUGCAAGGACCAGUGCAGACACAAAAUGGAUUCUGCCAUACUGAAAAACACCCGACUUGGAUACUGAUCUUUACCACAACGUGAAGGGAAUGGUUUGGGCCUUUAUUUGAUUUUUUCCUUCCGAAACUCGGAUUCCUGUGCUAUUUAUCUAUUUACUAUGAUAAUUGGGAUCACAAUCUCCCAGGAAGGGUCUUAUCUCAGUGGAAGACAACAAUUUUUUUUUGAAAACCCAACAUGCAUCACCAAUACCUACAUGUUGUCCUUCUGCAGGAAGGGAUUGGUAUAGCACAUAGCAAAGUGAGGCUGAAACAGUUUUGUGAGUUUAAGCAAAGUCUCUUGCAAUUCACCACAAGAGUGACUUCUCAUAUUUCCAGUACAGACUAAUCCACAUGUGGGAACUGAGGCUAUUUUUUGUCUUCCAGUUGUUGACUGGCACUUGAGAAGGAAGUUUGGCCUUCCCUCUUCUUCCUCUGCCAAACGUUUUCUUAAGUACCAAAGCAUCUUACAACUCGUGUAUGUUCAUGGAAGUUUGUUACUAUAUAAUUUUGUUCCACUUUUCCAUCUUUUAAUAGAACUGAGAAGAUUGACAUAACACCUACCACUAGACCAUGCACCGAUAUCUUGAAAGAAAAUGUCCGGGCUCAGAUCAAGCAUGUCAGUGUUAAUAUAAAGUCUCUCAGAGCUCACUAUUCAUAAAACCCCAGGCCAAGAAUUGCUCAAAUUCCUGAGAGAGCAGGAGAAUGGAAGUUGGAAGCUACUGCUGGUCUUUCAGCCUUCCUUCCAGUAGAUCCCAUGCAAGUUGCUUGCAGAAGAUUGUGUAGGCCAACUUUGUGGUAUUUAAUUCAAGUUUCUCAGGAUUAUUAUCUUGAACUUGGUAUUUUUGUCACUGUAAUUAUAGUUAUUGCUAUUUAUAAUUGAACUGAGUGAAGUGUUUGAAAGAGAUGCUUUGUAACAUGCAACAAUGUGAGCAAAGGACUUCACAAUGGAUUAUUAAAGCAACCCUGUCUUUUUCCAAGCAUGUGCAGCUGCUUUGAAAGUGUUCCCUGAGCCAAGUGGCUAAAUCUACACUUUCAUGAUUUUUGCACUUGCAAAGUAUCUUCUGUGAAUGCUUUGCACAGCCAAGUAUAAUUUAAUUCCAAUUAGUCUCUUUUUUGUUACAGCACAAAGUCUUUAUCAGACCAGUUUUUUAAUCUUGAAUGAAAUAGGAAAUAGUCUUAUCCCAUUUGCGAUUCUAUUUUGUUUGGAGUAAGAGAUUUGUAAGCUAUAACUUUCAGUUUGGCCUUCUUUAUCAGAGUCUAUGAACAUUGCAUUUUGGAACAGAGAAAUACGAAACACUUUUGAUUUAUAUGUAUUACUGAGAAAUGUUUGCCAAAUGUUGACGUUUUAUGAUACCACUAAAAUGAAAUAUCCACAAUUUAUAAUGCUGUAUCUUGUCUGCUGAAUCUCAGGGAAAAUAUUUUUAGAGUCCUUCAAAAUUGAGUAAUGACUUUUAAACCAAUCAUACUGUGAAAUUGGCAUCAACACAACUUUGUCUAAAGGUGAAUAACAUCAGAGGGGCUGAAGACUAAUUCGUGGAAGUUAUACGUUGGAAAUAAAGUCACUAUGUAAGGGCAAUGGCCUUCUCCAAACUGUAUAAUCAAGCUUUCAAUACUACGUACAUUUGUCUCCAGUGUUUACCCUCUUAUAUUACCAGAGCAGAAGGGGAAUCUCCAAUCAUGUACAUUUAGAGUCUGUUUAGGACUGCCUUAAGAAGCCGUCUUCACCCUAUGUAUAAAACACAUGAAACAUGUGGCUGCUGGAAGAGAUGGUGACUAUUACUUUAGGCCAGGGGUCUUCAAACUUGGUCCUUUUAUGACUUGUGGACUUCAAUUCCCAGAAUUCCUCAGCCAGCGUGCCUGGCUGAGGAAUUCUGGGAGUUUAAGUUCACAAGUCAUAAAAGGGCCAAGUUUGAAGACCCCUGCUUUAGGUAGUUCCUUGCAAAAGCAAAUCUGUGGCUGUCGGUCACAAAUGAUGUAGACCUUCUUUAGAUUUAGAAGCAAUAUGCUUUAGAAAAUCAGCUGUUGGAGAGCAGCAGUGGGAAUAUGAACUGCUGCCUUCAGAUGUUGUUUCUAGACUUAGCAGAGGCACGGCAUUGAAAGAAAGUUGUUCAGUCUGAUCAAAAUGGGUAUUUUCUCAAGUACAGGUGGAUUUGACUAUCGAGGUUCUUUUUUUUUUAACCAAAUUAUAGCUGAAAAAUGAAAUCUGGAACUACACUAAAACAAUCACACUGCUAUUUGGCUCCACAAUAUUUAUUUUGACAUAUAAAAUUGAUUUUUAUGUUCAUGGUGCCAUUAAGGAAUGGGCUUAAUAUUUUUUGAACAUAAGAUAAAUCACAGUGAGAGUAAAUUAGUUUCAUAAUAUGGAUUAAUUGAGAAUUCAAGUACUAGUCUUCCUUCCCCAGGCUGAGGAAGAAUAUUUUUUUGCUGAGUGUGCAGUUGAAUAAUAGCUUUCCUUGGGUUUUGGUUUAAUGUAUUUUGCAAACUCAGCUGUUGCUGUUUUGAAGCCAUAGUUGUCUAGGACAGGGUUGUCAAACUGCCAGCCCACGGGCCAUUUUCAUGAUACCAGAGCCGCGCCCACCCCAUUGCUGGCAAUGGUGAAAAAGCUCUGAUACGUUGCGCGACAUCAUGUGACAUCGCGAGUUUGACAUGUCUGGUCUAGGACAAUUUAAAACAAAAGUCAGAUGAGCACCAACCAGCAAUCGCAACAUCAGAGGGCCCUGUUGAAUUAAUAAGGUUGUAAUGUGUAUGUUUAUGUAUUGCAACCCUUUGCAAUUCUCAGUGGGAGGCCACAAAAAUAAAACAUUUUAGCCAUUGCAAUUGAAAGAAAGUCUAGCUUGAGAAGAAAGAAAGUCUAACAAAACCAGUCUUCUUCCUUCAUAAAAGAAAGUAAUGGUAUUACUCUCCCUGUGUUUCUUUAGCAAAAUGAGUCAAAAGAUGUGCGUCUGCUUUUGUGCUGUUGUAAGUUGCUACUAUUAUGAAUAGUCAUUGUUUCUCAAAGAUACAAAUGCCGUAUUUACAAUAAUAAAUGAUCAAGGUGGUGA